Arabidopsis arenosa is the source of this 1455-nucleotide messenger RNA. The record is from the annotation of a GenBank genome assembly. Lineage: Eukaryota; Viridiplantae; Streptophyta; Magnoliopsida; Brassicales; Brassicaceae.
AAAGAGGACACCAAACUCAUGGCGGCUUUGAAGCCCGUUAAGGUCUUGCCUACACAGAUUGCUUGCCAGUUUACGCUAAGUAGGCUUGGGAUACUUGAUGAUGUUGCAACAGUGUUUGAGACGCUUGGUUUGGGGAGAUUAUGGAGAGUGGAGCAUCGCGUGUACCCUAAGCUCGUGAGAGAGUUUAUAGCCACUUGUCGUCUUACAUACAAUAACCCGACGAAGCCAACAGCUGGUGAAGGGACACUCACGUUCUUCCUCAACAAAGUGCACUACAGCAAAACUUUGUUUGAGAUAUGCGACAUGUACGGGUUCACCAAGGGAGAAUCUGUUGAGUUUCCAAAGUUGUCCUAUGCGGUUGCUGAUGAUUUUUGGGGUACGAUUGCUUCAGGGUCAUACAAGUCGCGUGAGGCGAAGAUUACACACAUCCGAAACCCCGUAGUGCGAUAUGUAGCGAAAGUCAUUGGCAGUACAUUGUAUUUCAAACCAGUGAUAGCAGCUGUUCCAUUGUCAGAGUUGGCUAUGCUUUUCUACGGCGUUAAGCACCUCUUACCUCGCUAUGCUGACCUUCCAGCACCUGAUGUCAACAUAGUUGUAAUUUUGUGCGAUGUGUUAGUCAAGAUGAAGAACACCGCUCCCACAUCAGCCGGCCGGAGUAUUCUAGCUGGUACUGCACUUACUCCACUAUUCCUUGGCUGUAAACUGGACCUCUCCACGGUUAAGUAUGAAGCUGGGCAAGCGUCUAUGGAUGUUGAUAACCUGGUCAACACCGGCUACCUCAAGACAAACAGUCUCGUGUACACUUUCUUGGGCAGGGAAAAUUUCUCAUACUUCUGCAGCCUACCCAACACGCAUAUCACUUCGCUGGUCUCUCUCUCGAACUUGGAGUUCAUACCCGACGAGCAGUACUUGGUUCCCAACCCUUUCGGAGGCGUCCCUAGACGACGCAUGUUCGUCGAUGCUCCACCUGCAGAUGAGCAUGUUGUAGCUGAUGAUGAGAUUUAUGAGGAUUAUGAUGAUCUGGUACCUCGCGAGCAUGCUCAGCCAUACCUGCUGCUUCCUGAGGAUCAAGCACGAUACCGCCUUUCACCACCACCAGCAGGUGACGAUAUCUCCAGGCAGAUGGAAUGGAUGAUAGCUUCGACGAGGAAGAACAACAGUAUGAUGCACAAGAUGUGGAGAGCCAUAGCUAAGAUCAGGCCUUGUGUGUGCACUCGCGGAGGAGGAGCAGAUGAUGCAGACCGGGAGAACCGGUCUAAGACCACUGAGGAUCGACAUGCUGAGAGGUUGGUCCCUGCUGCUGGGCAGAGUGGAGCUUCGACUUCGCAGCGUUCACCAGAGCAUACUCCAGACACACGCUUAGGCAGGAGCAGGAGACAACCAGGCGAGCAGCAGAGCUCUAGCGAGAGCCCCACCCGCCACCGUUGAGUACUACAGUACCACCCCUUUUUCCCU